Messenger RNA from Cottoperca gobio, 3750 nucleotides. RefSeq names its product lysine (K)-specific demethylase 2Ba (gene kdm2ba). Bases 355 to 2694 code for a protein of 779 amino acids. Gene Ontology annotation, molecular function: DNA binding; protein binding; zinc ion binding. The record is from RefSeq and is a predicted model, not a curated record. Lineage: Eukaryota; Metazoa; Chordata; Actinopteri; Perciformes; Bovichtidae. The transcript has 10 exons.
CACGUUUAUAACCGUUGUAACGUUUGCCACGGCUCAUGUGACGCUAUAUUUGUAUAGUUGCCUUACCUUACUGUUAUAUACACUUUGUUUUACAUUCACGUGUUUAAUCAUUGUUAUAUACCUUCACGUAUUUCGAUCACGUGUUUUCUUUGCUCACCGGAAUGCUGUAAAGUAAACGGGAGUUUGGUGUUUACCAUGUUUCCCGCGGUUCGUGAACACAGCACAGCGAACAUUGCUAGCAGCUGCCUGUGUUAGUGCGCUGUGUGAAGGAGGGGGGAAUGAGCUGAGCUGGAGGAAGCUUGUUCAGCCAUGUUAGUUUUCUCUGCUGUUCACGAACGAUGAGAGAGAGGAGCCAUGGCCUUGUCAUUGAGCGGAGACGAUGAGGAAUAUGAUUCAGAGUCUGAGCAGCGGGCGGCCAACCGGCCGAAGCCCAAGGUGGGGACGUCGUCGGCCGUUAAGCUGCCGUCCAACCGCAGCUCAUCCGGAGCCCGACGCAGGAGGACACGAUGCCGGAAGUGCGAAGCGUGCCUCCGGACCGAGUGUGGAGAGUGUCACUUCUGCAAGGACAUGAAGAAGUUUGGAGGACCGGGGCGCAUGAAGCAGUCUUGUAUUAUGAGACAGUGCAUUGCUCCGGUUCUGCCUCACACGGCGGUGUGUGUGGUGUGUAAGGAGGCGGGGAAAGAGGACACACUGGAGGAAGAGGAGGACAAGUUCAACUUCAUGCUGAUGGAAUGCUCGAUCUGCAACGAGAUCGUCCAUCCCAACUGCCUUAAGGUGUGCGAUGCCCCGGGAGUGGUGAACGACGAACUACCAAACUGCUGGGAAUGCCCCAAAUGCAACCACGCUGGGAAAAGUGGAAAAGUAUUGAAGCAAAAAAGGGGUCCGGGGUUCAAGUACGCCUCCAACCUCCCCGGCUCUCUGCUGAGGGAGCAGAAGCCCGUGAAGGAGGAGGGGGACGCAUCGACUGCAGUCAAGAGGAGACCGGACAGAGAGGAGACGCCGAGGUACAGACCCGAGGAGUCUCUCCACCGACAGCCGCCGCUGCUCUCCCCCAGCAACCUGCCCCGACCCAGGCCUGAGGACAAGCUGAGGAAGAAGAGGAAGCUGUUUGAUGACGAUGAGGAAGAGGAUCUCGGUUUGAGGAAGAAGGAAAAGUCAGAUGAUCCUUAUUUUUCCAAACUCCUACACAAAAUCAAGACAGAAGAGGAGGACGAAGACGCAUAUGAAGAGGAGGAUGAAGAAGGAAGGGAGCCUCACUUCCGAGGCGGUGUAGAGAGGAAAGGGCGUUUUAGAGACGCUGAAGAAGAAGGGGAUGAAAGGGACUCCAAGAAUGCACUUUUGAAUCCCUGCGUUAAAACGCCGGUUGGAGACAGUGACCAGUCCCUCUGCAGCUCUCCGCAGGCCGGGCCCAGCAGCGAGGGCGGGAGUGAGACCCAGGAAAAAGGUCCGCGUCCAAAAGCUCGCCGUAAGCGGCGUUUACCCAAUAGAGAGCUGAGCCGAGAGCUGAGCAAAGCACUGAACCAGGAAAUCCAGAAGACGGAGGACUGCCUGGCCAACGAGAACCGGCAACCCCUCAAGGUGGAGCCGGAGACGGAAAACGAGGAACCCAAGAGGUUGUUCCGCAACGGCAGUGAACUCGGGGACCAGAGGCCCCACCUCAAGACCAAAGAGAUGAACGGGACCCCCUGGGAGCUGCGCCACUUCUACCCGAGCCAGAUCACUCCGCUGGGCUUCAACAGGAGCACCCCGACCAACCGGCCGGUGCCCCCACACUCCCCGCCCAAGUGUGUCCAAAUGGAGAGGCACGUCAUCCGGCCGCCUCCGAUCAGCCCGCCUCCCGACAGGCUGCCUCUAAAAGAUGGUAAAAUGCACGUCAUACAGCGCGAGGUCUGGAUGAAGAUCUUUGGCUACCUCACACACCAGGAGCUGUGUGUCUGCAUGAGAGUCUGCAAGACGUGGAACAGAUGGUGUUGUGAUAAGAGACUUUGGUCAAAGAUCGAUCUGAACCGCUGCACCUCCAUCACUCCACUCAUGCUAAGUGGGAUUAUCCGCCGCCAGCCAGUUUCCCUGGACCUCAGUUGGACCAACAUUUCCAAGAAACAAUUGAGCUGGCUUAUUAAUAGAUUGCCAGGUCUGCGAGUGUUGCGGUUAUCGGGGUGUUCCUGGGCUGCUGUAUCUGCACUCUGCACCUCCAGCUGUCCUCUGCUGCGCACCUUGGAUGUCCAGUGGGUGGAGGGACUCAAAGACCCACAGAUGAGGGACCUCCUCUCUCCCCCCACAGACAACAGACCAGGUCAGCUGGAUAACCGCUGCAAAUUGCGGAACGUAGAGGACCUGCGGCUGGCGGGGCUCGACAUCACCGACACGUCUCUACGUCUCAUCUGUCGGCAGAUGCCUUCGCUGUCCAUGCUGGACCUCAGCUACUGCAACCACAUCAACGACCAGUCGGUCAACCUGCUGACAGCAGCGGGGACGACGACCAGAGACUCCCUCACAGACAUCAACCUGUCAGUUUGUAACCGGGUCACAGAUCAUUCUCUAAACUUUUUCAAGCGCUGUGGAAGCAUCUGUCAGAUCGACCUUCGCUUCUGCAAGCAGGUGACCAGGACGGCCUGCGAAAGGUUCAUCGCAGAAAUGUCUGUGAGCGUGCCGUUUAGACUGAAAGAGGACAAACUGCUGCAGAAGACGAGCUAGUUCCUUCCCAACAAUGAUCGAAAGACUGUCUUUGCACUUAUUGGAAUGAGUUUAUUUUCUUUUUGAAACUGGUCGCGUGAUGAGUCUCUGAAGUCGUCGCAGUAAACGAACUGAAACGAAGAGACGGACUCCUGGAUGGAGAUCUUAGACGGACAAACAUUCACUGGACAGAUGAAGAGGAAACGGAGUGCAUGUAUUUGUGUUGCGAUUGUACUUUUAUAAAGACGUGCUUGUAUUUUACUGUUGGGUUGUUUAUUUUUAUUACAGUAUUUUUAUACAAGCAUCAUUUCAUGGGUUUCCUACACGUCUCAGGAGCUGAAUAUCAGAGACUGCAUGGCAUGUGAACAGAAAAUGGUUUGCCUUCAUACAACGAUGUCUUCUAUGUGCCAAAAUCUGUAUUUGACAUUAUUGUAACUUCAGUAUCAGACAAAAAAAGAUAACCUGUACAGAAAUAAAUAUCUGAUUUAAAUUAUCAUAACUACUUCCCAAAUAUUUAGAAUGUAUUUCAAGAAAGAUAAACAAAUGUCCUAUUCCGGUUACACUCUCAUGUCUUCACUUACCUUUUUAAUACUUUUAUGAAUUGUUGAGUGUUGUGUUUGACAUUUCAACAUUAAUUUAUUAAUUUUGUUUUUUUUAUUGCAGUUUGUAUUUAUUCAUUUAUACAAUAUCUUGACAUGGAUGCCUCAGAACCGGAUCAAAUAAUGCUUGCAAAUAAUUUAUCGGGGUAGUGUGAUCCUGUUGCAGCGUCCAGUUGUUGGAGUUUAACACCUUAAAAUAAAUAAAGGUCAGUGGCAGGAAGUUGGCGGUCAUAACAAAAUGUGAAAUGUGAUUUACCUGACACUGACUUUCUAUAACGCAGUCGACCCCAGACAUCUGGUUACAGGUUUUAAGUAAAUAACCGAUUUGCAUAUUAAAUAAUAUCUCCAUACAGUAGGUGUCGUGUGUAUUUUGGGGUGUUGUGCUGUAAUCACCUCAGGUGAAUGUGGUAUUGUUUAUAAUUGUAAAUCCAAAAAGUAAAUGCUAAUAUGCAUUAAAAGAAUUUCAUUUGUACCAUCA